CCAAUCUCAAUUUCCAAAUCUUAGGAAGUAAAAGAUCAUGGGAACUUUGAGUUUGUUAAGAUUGCGCUCUCUUCAGUCUCUCACUAUUUCUCUACCUCGGAGGGUUAAUCAGAGUUUGAACGGCGUCUGGAAUAUGCUUGCACUAUAAUAAAUUACACCAAAUUGACUAACUUACCGUAGCUUAAGUUGACCUGUUGACUUAUUCAGCUAGUCCUUGCUCACGUAAUCAGGACCUUUCCGCAUUCAAAGUAACCCAGCAAGACUCAAUCCUACGGUCACGCAAAGGUGAUCAGUCAGCGGAGACAAUUGCCAUCCUGCGUAAGCUUGUCUGUCGUUGCUGUUCGAUCUUGAGAAUUAGCAACCUAAAUAGUGCCAGAAGAGUAGUGAAGGGAAGAAGCCAAGAAGUCUUGUUCUGCCGUCCAUUUCUUCGUCUAUUCCUCCGCGCACGCACACACGGGAUUGAUGAUCAAUUCGCCGAAGGGCAGAAACUCAACCUAUCCGCAUUCGGUGCAGCCCGGACGGCCCUCCCGCGCUCUCAGGGUGUCGACUUCGCACUCGUCCUGCACUAGAGCAUGCUCUCUCCGCUGUUCGAGCCAUACUGGCUCGGAGAGCAAGGUUUUGCAGUCGCUGUCUCUGCCUUCGUUCAACCACUCCGCCUUGGCUGAUGAAAAUCACGCCUUUGGCGAGGCUUGGCACUUUCUUCACGCAUCACAACCUCAAGUGCUUCGUCUGCACCAACAGCCGCAGAAUUUGGCCAUCCUUACGGACCCGCCGACCAUUGUGGAUACACAGACUGUUGACUUGGGGCAAUUGCCAGGUUACGGGUUUCCUCCGGGAGGGCCAUUGGUGCUGCGUUCGCCGAGUCCAUCCCGCGCGCAGACCGGAGGUGGAUUUGGUAAAUAUUUCGAGCCUCAAGGCGAGCUUCAGAUCCAGCUUCAAACGCACUCGUUGUCCCAACACGAUUUUGUAAACCCCGUGCCAAUCUCUGCAAGGAGCGUGAGCAUUCAAGGUGGCCAGAAAGAGGUGGUUAGCGGGGCCGCUCCUGACAACAGUGUCGUCAUUACAAAGCGUUCAAAGACUUACGCCGAUCUUUCGACCAGUACUCAAGAAAUGUCAACAAUGAGCACGAGAGCAGGGCAGAAAAGGAAAGCGGAUUUGCAAUCGAGGGAAGGAGUCGAUUCUGGCUUGACAUCGGUCUCGGGAUCUUCGUCUGUGGCACCAGAGCAUAACGUCCAGCAUAAGUCCGAGAUGUCGUUCGGAACGACAGAGGCAGGCUCGACUCGGGCAGUGAAGAGGCGGACAAUGCAAUUCAAGCAUGAUUCGGAAGCUGACGACGAUGGCGAUGAAGCGGAGGAAGAGGACGAGGCAAGGCCAAUAAGCACGGCGUUAUUUGCGCCUGGCCCAGGACAAGUGCAGAGUUCGUCAGCGCCGACGGCGAGAACGUCGGUUCCAAAGAUCGAACAGUCAGACUCUCAUGAGACACGAAGAAUAGCAGAGGUUGCCCAUCAUUUCACAACGACGUUACCGGCGGGAAAGGUUUUCCCAAUCCAGAUCGGCUCAGAAUUGUUUCGUUUGUCGGGUGCAUCCAUCUCUUCUGAUUCGCCUUCUUAUUUCUCCCACUACUUCGGCGAACAGUUGAUACAAACCGGCGGACGGGCUAGCCAGGUUAAAACUUUGUACAUUGACCGAGAUCCUAAAACCUUCAGCGACAUCGCCUUGCAUUUGCAGGGCUACUAUGUGAAGCCACGUGACGAGGAACAUUUUGUGCGGCUGUUCGCCGAUGCACAGUUCUACUCAUUACCACGCCUGACCCAACAACUUUUCAAAUCCGAAAUCUUUGUUCAAGUGGGUGAUCGACACUUCCAAAUCCCCCGCGACCUGUUCUCCUCCCCAGGCGAUAGCCCGAACUUCUUCUCUCUUGGAUUUGCACACUUUUUUACUACUCCCUCGGAAGUUUUCCCCGGUCUGGAUCGCCAGAUGCUGCUCAGACCGCCUUCAAUCUUGCCACCAUCUGUUGCUAACCGAUCGGGAGACGUCUUUGCAGAUUUACUACGUAUUCUGCAGGGUUACGACGUCAAGAUUCGAGAUGAAAGCCACCGCGCCGAACUACUCCGAGACGCCCGCUACUUUCAUCUGAAGGGAGUCGAACAACGACUGAUUCCUUGCAAAAUAUCACACAACGUACUACGCGGUCGUAGUGAGAUCGUGGUACGUCUCGAAGAUAUUCGCCAAUCUGGUGUAGGCUUCCUUCAGAAAGGGAAAAUGCCAUCAUCGUGCCCCAAAUUCCCCAUGAUGCAACAACCGGACGAGUUAGGUUCUGAAGUCGACAAAGAAGACUCAGUUCCCAUUGGCUGGGUGACAUACCAGCGCCCCUACGUGGACGAUGCGGCUCAUUAUCUUGUUGUCGAGCUAUCAUCAGAAGAAUCGACGCGUCUCGACAUGGCUUCCAUGCGAGCCUCUUUUUAUGGUCAAACCAAGGCUCGGGUUGCCAGCCUGUUCGGUGUGGUAGCAACGAAACUAAAUCUUCCUGCCAUGGUACCCUUAGGGUUUAUGAUGAUGCAAUCUGGUGGAGGCAUCGCAGCACAGCCUGUCAGCCCUGCCAACUCUGGAGUAAGUGGUGAUCGUGUCCGCUUCAGCGUUGAUCGUGAUGCCUUUGUUGUCCUUGAUGGUGAUGAGGUAGAGUGGGAUGACAAUGACGAGAAUAUGGCAGAGACGUGUGCUUUAUCAAAGUUACCCAAGGUGCAAAAGUGGAAACGAGAAAGAGCGCUAAACAAAGAGAUGGAAUGGCAUAUUCAAAGGGGGCAGUGGCGGCUACGUGUUGGACCAAGUCAAGAUCUCGAGGCCGGCCAGAGCAAAGUUGAGGUCGUGCUCUGCGCAGUGCGCCUUGAAGGGUAUACGAGAGAGAUGUAUCGCAACAGGGCAAGAGAUUUCUUGGUGUGAAAAAACGUGACUUUUCAACACACAGAUGAGGUUGGGGAGGGGGUGAGGAGUUACAGAUACGCCAUUGGAUAUGCUUCAUUGACGACCGGAGCUGUGUUUGCAUUUGGAAGCGUAUCGGAUACCAAAAUAAGAGAGCGCAGUGGCUGCUCAAUUUAGAAAAUGGACUGAAUGAGAAAUAGUAGAUACCAUGUUCAUUGACUGAGGAACCUGAGACUUUUUGCGUGAGAAU
Verruconis gallopava is the source of this 3169-nucleotide messenger RNA. RefSeq lists its product as uncharacterized. The coding region runs from base 463 to 2940 and encodes 825 amino acids. Lineage: Eukaryota; Fungi; Ascomycota; Dothideomycetes; Venturiales; Sympoventuriaceae. The record is from RefSeq and is a predicted model, not a curated record. The transcript has 3 exons.